This is a messenger RNA of Psylliodes chrysocephalus, 3168 nucleotides long. The record is from the annotation of a GenBank genome assembly. Lineage: Eukaryota; Metazoa; Arthropoda; Insecta; Coleoptera; Chrysomelidae.
UAAUAAAACAUUAUAAAUAAUGAAUUAUACUGAUAAGCUGAUUUUAUAGAUAAUUUUUAAUAAUUAAAUUAAUACGUAACAUGAAAACACAAGCUGUGAUAACUAACAAUUGAAUUACUAAGAUAACAUUAUUAAAAAUCUUUAAUAGUUUAUAAAUAUUGCAGGAUAAAUUCAUUUUAAGAUAUUUUACAUAUAUAUCGGUUAUAUUAUGUCGUUAAACAAAGCAACUUAUUAUUUUCUUACAGUUUCAAAUACAUCGAAACUAACGAGAAGUUUCAGUCUCCAUAAAUUAUCAGAAAGUCAUGCACUACUCCAAAAAACAUGUCGAGAUUUUGCAGAAAAGGAACUCAAGCCUAUAGCGUCUCAAUUAGAUAGGGAACACAAAUUUCCAAAGGAACAGGUUAAAAAAUUAGGGAAAAUGGGUCUGUUAUCAGUUAAUGUGUCAAAAGAUUAUGGGGGUGCUGGUCUGGAUACAUUAGCAUUGGCACUGACAGUGGAGGAGAUAUCUAAAGGCUGUGGCGGCACUGGUGCAAUUGUAUCAAUCCAUAAUUGUUUAUAUGCCAAUCUAAUAGAUAGGUGUGGUAAUCAUGAGCAAAAAUUAAAAUUUUUAAGUCCAUUGAAUGCAAAUGGGGACUUAGGCUGUUUUGCUCUUAGUGAACCAGAUGCUGGCAGUGAUGUAGUAAAUUUGUCGUGCUCAGCUAAAUUAGAAGGAGAUAAUUAUAUACUAAAUGGAACAAAAUCUUGGGUAACCAGCGGUAUUGAAGGAAAAGCAGCUGUUGUAUUCGCUACAGUUGACAAAAAUCUGAAACAUAAAGGUAUUACUGCAUUUAUUGUUCCUCUAUCUAGUUCAGGAGUGACUCUUGGUAAAAAAGAGGACAAAUUAGGUAUAAGAGCUUCAUCUACUUGUAAUUUAAUUCUUGAUAAUGUUAAAGUUCCUAAAGAGAACAUCUUGCGAUCGAUCGGUGAUGGUUUUAGAAUCGCAAUGGAGCAGUUGGACAAGGCUCGAGUCGGUAUAGCAGCUCAGGCUUUAGGAAUCGGACAGGCUGCUCUAGAUUUAGCUGUUAAAUAUUCUUUAUGUAGGAUGGUUUCUGGAAAGCCUAUUAGUGAGAUGGAAGCUGUUAAAUUGAGACUGGCGGAAAUGUCACUACGAUUGGAAUCAGCUCGAUUACUGGUUUGGAGGGCGGCGUCCUGUUGCGACCAACCUAAUAGAACGACAAAAGAAUCGUCGAUGGCCAAACUGGCAGCCAGCGAAGCUUCCACAUUCGUUACGCACGGUGCUAUUCAAAUUCUCGGUGGGAUGGGAUACGUCAGUGACAUGCCGGCGGAACGACACUACAGAGAUGCGAGGAUAACUGAAAUUUAUGGGGGCGUCAGUGAUGUUCACAGGCUUAUAGUUGGUGAUGCUGUCAUAAAGGGGUAUAGUUCAGUAUAAUUAUUAAAAUUGAGUAUUUAAAGUCUGGAUUUAUCGCUUAAACGCUAUAACGACUGUCUUAUUUAAAUUUGACGGGUUUGGUGUCAUUACAAAAAAUGAGUCUUCCACUGCGACCCAGACGGAUCUAUUGUGACAUCUGUGAAACUUCUAAACAAGAACAAUAAAGUCUACCUAACAAAUUAAAAUUGACAUAAGUUUGGCCAUAUAAAGAGGCUAUUUUUUAGUUUAUUCUUUGUUUUUUAUAUACUUUUAUUCCAUUUAUAUAGCUUGUGUACAUAGCUUGUGUACCCGUAGUAUAAAAAAAUUGUCACCGACUUAAUUUCUCAACAUCCAAGCUUCCUCGAGUCGAUAGACCCUUCACAACUCCGGCAAUCAGUAAAGUUUUUAAUUCACUAACUACCAUCGAUCACGAGGUAACGUUAAUACCUUAUUCGUCACUGUAUCAAAAAAUAAUAAAAAAUAUCCUUUAAUAGGAGAAUUUUCGUCAGAUUUAAUUUUUAAGAAAAUCCGGGUUACCACCGCUCUACUAAGCGUCAUUUUUUUAAUCCUUAAUUUAUCGCGAAGAAAAUAAAUAUUGUUUAUCGAUAGUAAUGCCGAGUGAAAUUACUUCUGUCAUAAUAAAUGUAUUAUUAAUUAGCUUUUAGUAGGCACCAGGAGGCGCGACAGUAUUACUGAUAUUUAUUUUAUUUAUUGGCAAAAGUUUUCAUUCAACGCAUUAUUAUAAAAAAAAUUAUUGAGGCAUAAAAGUAAAUAAAAUGUCUAAAGUAAAAGAAAAAAUAGUCAUGUGACUCAAUUUAUUAUGGCAUUACUGUCAAUUUUGGCUGCAUUGUUGUUGUAUAGAAAAAAUCAAUUGAAUAUAACCAAGGUAACUUAAAAUUUACAAAUUUUGUAAUAAUAAAAACGCUAUUUAAAUAGCAUUGUCUAAUUUAUGAAGUUGUUACUCACGUAAUUUUUUCAUUAAAUGUGUCAUGAGUAAAAUCAUAUUUUUAUACAAAAUUUCAUACAAUAUUUCAUAAAAAAAAUAUUCUUCACAAAAAAAUUCUUGGAAAUCCAUAAUCAAAUAAGUAUUAUAAAAUUUUGUAAAAUAUAAAUGGUAUACAGGGAAAAUAAAUAUUAUAAUUUAUAAUGAAGAAUAGUUCUUUUAAAUUUGAAUAUAGAGCAAAAUGUUGAUAGGAAUUUUUAAGUGAUUUUGAUUUACUUUAUUCAAUUAAUAUUCCAAGACUAAAUCUAUAGUGUGUACUGGAAAUCCAAGUGAUGCAGAACUUUUUAUCAGUAACAUAAUUUUUUUUAAUGUAAGAAAAACAUAUUCCUAUUUGUUUAAAAACUUUGUGGGACACACUGCAUACCAUAUUGAUGUUAUCAUAUAAAGUGGUCGUAGAUAAGGUGCUUUAAAGUAUUAAAUACCAUUAUAUAUUAUAUAAUUGAUAAAUUGUCAAUUAUUAUUGUAAAAUUUAAAAUUUGAUAAAUAUAUCAUUAUUAUUUGUAAAAUAUAUUAAAUACGGUCGACAUAUAUUUUUUUAUACGUUUUGAAUUAGUGAAAUAUAGGAUAAACUGCUUUUUUAGAAUUGUAUUACAUUUUUGAUUAAUUAAAUUUAUCUAUAACCACCCAAAAGAUAGAUGUGGGCUUUAAACCUUCAUUAAAAAGUUAGUGAAAAAGGAAAAAGCAGGUUUUCCAUAAUAUCCAAAUUUGAAACAAAAAUAGUCGACUCGUAUUUAUUUUAAUAAAGUAUUUUUCU